AGUACACCCCGCCACCGCUCCCCCCGCCCCCCAGCUCCGCCUCCUGCCAAAGGUUUCCGCGCCGGGAAACCGAGCUUCAGCGGGAAGAUGUUGUCUUCUCCGGCCCUGACCUUGACUGAGGAGACUGAUAAGUGCGACCCUGUUGGAACCAUCUUAAUCCAGGUUUAUGAAGACCUUUAUGAAUUAAAGGAAAAGUUAACCAAAUUCUCACGUAAGAAAAAAGGAGAGACAUUAGACAUUCAGAAUCUUGAAACAGCAAUCAAAAGGACUGAAAUGGGGUUAAAAAUUCACAUUGAGAAGUAUUUACAUGUUGUAAACCAUAAUGUGUUAACGACUCCUGUUACUGAUUCGAACUUAUAUACUCCUGAGUCUUCCAAAUGGUUGCUUCCAACUUUAAUUGAUCCGAAAUCAUUUAUUUUCCCUCUGGAAUCUGAGUGUAAACUUUGGCAACCCCAUAGACAGCCUGAUUCAUUUCCACGUGUCUUUCCAAGAGCAAAGCGAAAGAUAGGGUUGAAUGUAAAAAUCAUGCAGGAUCCUGAAAACAUCUACCACAGAGCUGCUGUAAAUGAGAACUAUGGAAUCAGUUUGCCAUAUAUUAAACAGAGACAAGCAUGUGUGACGCUUCAGAAGUUAAUAAAGGGGUCCACCAUAUCCAAUCUCACGGUUCUGCCAUCUUCUCGCCGCACAGAUCCCUAUUUCACCCCCAUACCAGUCUUACAAGUGGAUGCCAAAAAAGGGAUUUUAAGCUUGAUAGAACGAGGACUGAUUCCACCAACAGCAAAGAUUAACCUCAAGAAUCCACCCAUAGCACCCAGAGCAGCUCCUCUGCAUAGUUUUGGUGAAGCACAUAAGAUUCCAACUGCAAGCUCCAUUGCUGAAUCUCAGAAACCACGGCAGCCUCCAGCAGAAGUGAAGGGCUCUCCCAAGAAACAAAGAUCAAAGGGGAAAGGCAGAAGGUCAAAAGGACACCAUGAUAAGAAGGUCGUGAAAGUCACAACACCUUCUAGAAGUAUGAAAUCACCAUGGGAUUUUGACUUUUAUAUUUUUAAUGGUGUUGUAGACAAGACAGCCCCAGACUUCUUAGCAUUCAAGAAACAUUUUAUCUCAGCUUGGGGAAAUAUUUUUUCUCUCUUGGAACACAUCGAGAAGUUUCUCAGGAACUAUGCAAUACCAGAAGUCAAAAUAAAAAGCAAGAGUUUGGUGGCUCUCCUUCCAGAGUUUGAGCUGCAGAAUAAACUUAGCAAACCUGAACUUAUGUCAGUGUUCGAGAACUCAGCUGACAUCCAAAUGCUGUUAAAUUGUCCAGGGCAGAGGUACAAGGGUCAAAAUGGAAAGUCAGAGGCUGCAAGGAAGAUCCAAGCCACGUGGAAAUGCUACACAGCAAGGAAAUUCUUCCUCAUGUAUCGCCAGCAGAAGUGGGCAGCAGGCGUGAUUGCCAUUGCUUGGCUUUUAUAUUGCCAUAAGGCUCGACUAAAAAAGAUCCUCAAGGAAUCACGGCAGAGACACCUGGAGAAUUUCCGCAUUCGAGCCAAGCAUCUGGCAGCCAACUGGAAUCGCAUCAGGACCUCCAGGAGGACUAUUAUCCAUAUCCCAUCAUUAGGAUAUUCCCAGCCUGUGCGAGAACAUAUUGCCGAUUUCAACACACUGCAGAACAUGCAGCUGGGGAGACUGUGUGACAUCUUAGAUGCCAAUGUGAACGUCAUCUACAUCUGCUCCCAUUAUAUGAAUGACGAGUUAAUGCUGUAUUACAGUAAAAUCCUAAGUCUACACGGAGCUGUCAAAUCAGGGAACCCUGGGGACAGAAGUGACCUGAAGCACAGGUUCAAAAUUAUCACCCCUGAAGCUGUAAACAUCUUCCCUAAGCAUCACAUGUGCCUGGCCACUUACCUGAUGUACAGUCCCAAGGCACUGAAACGAAUAAAAAAUCUCAUCCAAGGAAAAGAGGCCUACAUUGUCAGCGGGCUCCUGCACAGAGAUGACUUAGCUGUGGCAGAUAUAUUAGACAUACCCAUCCUGGGCUCAGAGCCUGAAGUAACUCACCUUUAUACGAGCAAGUCUGGAAGUAAACGAAUCUUUGACGGUGCCAAUGUGCCAGUCCCUCCAGCAAUAUGUCACCUCUAUAAUCAGCAACAGAUGAUUGAACAGGUGAGUCAGCUGAUAGCCGAUCACCUGCAAAUCCAUCGCUGGCUCUUUAAAAUGGACUAUGAGUUCCAAGGAAAUGGGACUGCAUUUUGUGACAUUCCUUGCUACCUAAAGUGCUACGAGUGGCUGCUAAAGGAGAGCAGCAGAUACGGCCCCCAAAACUGGAGGAAGAAAUGGGCACAAGAGCCAGCUUUGGCGAAGAUCUCCAAGGAGCUGGCGGGCAUUUUAGCACAGCACGCACAGCCAGUCAGUGAGAAACGCUUCCCGACGUGGAGGAAAUUCCUCCAAACAUUCCUCAGUCAAGGGGGCGUGGUCGAGGCGUUCCCACCGACAGACAAUGUCACCAACCUGACAGUAGACAUGCUGAUAGAGCCCAACGGAGACAUCAGUGUGCUGUCCACGGGGGACCAGUUUCACGCCGAUGGCCCCUUCAUCUCCUCCGGUACCACCGUGCCUCAGACCUCAGUGAAUCCCGAAGCUCUCAGUUAUUUGUGCCUCCAAAUCGGAAAGGCCUGCAAAAUGAGAGAUGUGGUUGGUUACUUUUCUGUAGAUUUUGUGACUUUUAUUGAUCCGGACACCUUGGAACAGCAGGUGUGGGCAACCGGCCUUAACCUCGCCUAUAGUGACCAGCUGGCCCUGACUCAACUCAUCUUAUACCUGACAAAUGGCCAUCUGGACUGCAGCUUGGGCACCCUCGAAGUGCCCCGCUUUGUUCCAAAGAGUGAAAAGAAAAUGAACCCCACUAAGUGUGUCUCAGUGCCGACCCUGGCAACCAGUCGCUAUGCAGUGGCGACCACCCAGCUGAGGCACAACAAUCUCUCACUAGUUUUCCACUACGUGUUCCUCCAGCUAUGCAGGGCCCAUGGCAUCGGCUAUGACCUCGAGGACAGACAAGGAACUAUUUUUUUAUUAUAUGAGCACCUGAAGAGAGAGAAGUUGGGAAUGUUGUGAGUAUGAAUCGUCUCUAUAAGAUGGA
Molecule: messenger RNA, 3118 nt
Organism: Microcebus murinus (gray mouse lemur)
Lineage: Eukaryota; Metazoa; Chordata; Mammalia; Primates; Cheirogaleidae
Gene: IQCH
Product: IQ motif containing H
Source: RefSeq, a predicted model, not a curated record